AUGACGAAGUUCCAAAUGAAACCGAAAACGUCACAGUUAUUGGGAACAAUUUUUCAUCGGUUAGUAAACCUGAAAUUGCUGAUGACGAACUCCAUGAAAAAAUUAAACGAAACUCAAAGGCAAAUUUUUGAAGUCGUAAAUGAUUGGGUGAGAACUUACACAAAAAGCUUGGCAUGUAACGCACACCAUAAAAUUGAGCCAAUUCAUAUCUUUCUAACAGGAAGUGCAGGUUGUGAAAAGUCACAUUUGAUAAAAACAAUUUCUGACAUGCUAAAUAAAGCACUUUCUUAUCGUGCAGGGAACUUAAAAGAAGAUAAGAUUCUCAUUCUGGCGCCAACUGGUGUUGCUGCUAUCAAUGUAGAGGGAAAUACAAUACAUUCAGCCUUAGGUAUACCAGUUGAUAGAAGUUUUACUAAAAACAUUUCUAAGUUGAGUGAUAAAAAGAGAUGCAUGUUGCGAAAAAAGCUUUCAGAGCUAAGCAUUAUCGUAAUAGACGAAAUCUCAAUAGUUUCAAACAAGCUGCUGUUGCACAUUCACCAAUGGCUAACUGAAAUAUUUGGAUGCACAGAUGAUAUUCCAUUUGCAGGAAUAUCUGUUAUAGCAUGUGGGGAUUUCUACCAACUUCCACCAAUUCAAGUAAGACCAAUUUAUGCAGACUACAAAGAUGUACUGUUAAAUCUUUCGCAUUGCUGGAAAUAUUUUAAAAUUGCUGAACUGACAGAAGUUAUGAGGCAGCGUGGUGAUCAAUGUUUGAUUGAAUUAUUAAACAAUAUCAGAGUGGAAAACCUAGAAACACAACACGAAGAUUUACUAAAAUCUAAAUUUAUUUUUCAGAAUGACCCAAACUACCCCAAGGAUGCGAUUCAUAUCUUUGCUGAAAACCAACCUGCCUCUGAACACAAUAAAAAGAUGCUAAACAGUAUAGCAUCGGAUGAAAUAAAUAUCGAGGCCAUUGACAAAAUUCCAGAAAAUAUCAAAGUGUGUCAAUGGUGCAAAAACUCCAUAGCCGUACUCAAAUGGAGACAGGUGGACUAG
Messenger RNA from Hydractinia symbiolongicarpus, 1035 nucleotides. RefSeq lists its product as uncharacterized. Gene Ontology annotation, biological process: telomere maintenance; DNA repair. The record is from RefSeq and is a predicted model, not a curated record. The coding region runs from base 1 to 1035 and encodes 344 amino acids. Gene Ontology annotation, molecular function: DNA helicase activity. Lineage: Eukaryota; Metazoa; Cnidaria; Hydrozoa; Anthoathecata; Hydractiniidae. The transcript has a single exon.